Messenger RNA from Pyricularia grisea, 615 nucleotides. RefSeq lists its product as uncharacterized. NCBI's taxonomy places the organism in Eukaryota, Fungi, Ascomycota, Sordariomycetes, Magnaporthales, Pyriculariaceae. The record is from RefSeq and is a predicted model, not a curated record. The coding region runs from base 1 to 615 and encodes 204 amino acids. The transcript has 4 exons.
AUGGGGGCCUUUUCUUACAAAUUUAUACCGUCGUCUUUUUCGCGAAGGUUAGGCUUAGCCACAAAUAUUAAGCCUUUCGAAAGGCUUUGCGAAUCGCUACCCAAACCCAAAACCGCGAUAGGUUCCCGGGGCUAUAUUGACGAACAAAAGCCAAAAAAAACAGCAACUCUAACCGAUUGGAAACCUUCCACCGCUGCGGCUUCCACGGCCGACUUACCUAUAGAACCAUUAAAAUCGGGUCGUUCUACCGUCGAUUAUUUCCCAACCGACGCCAGGAAUAAUAUUAAUUAUAAUAAUGGUUUUUUAAUCCGUUCUGUUAAACGGAAUCCCAUUAGCCUAUUGGAGCCCAUACCCGAAGUUACCUUUGCACCUUUGCCAUCCGUUAAUACGAUCCUCAGGCCCGUUUUAUCGGCUACGAUAGCCAAAUCGACCUUAUCUGUAUUAUCCGAAACGUUUCCAACGGCGAUAAACAUUAUUUCCCCUAUUUUUAAAAAUAUAAACCCGUUUCCGGCGUUUAGGCGGGCCAUAUCGGACCUAAUUCCGGAAAGGCCGGCAUACCUUUACGAUCCACUAUUCGACAAUUACGCCCCUAAACAGCCUUUCCACAUCCAAUAA